AUGGAGGCUAUUGUUGGAGGAGCACUUCUUUCGGCUUCUAUGGAGAUGUUGGUGAAAAAGGUUGUUUCUGGUGAGUUUCUUGAUUUGUUUAGGAGGACUAAGCUUGACGUUGACCUGUUGGAGAAGCUGGAGAUAACACUGCUGAGCCUGCAAUCUGUACUUCAUGAUGCUGAGGACAAACAGAUCGCUAACCCUGCUGUCAAGAAGUGGCUGGAGAUGUUGCAAGAUGCUGUAUUUGAAGCUGACGAUCUGUUCGACGAACUCAACACCGAAGCUUUAAGGUGUCAAGCUGAAGGUGGUCAGGUUCUUAAUAAGUUUUUGUCUUAUUUUAAAAGGUUUAAUAAAAAGAUCAAUUCUAAACUGCAAAAAUUAUUCGGAAGAUUGGAACAUUUAAAAGACCAAAAUCUUGGAUUGAAAGAAGGUGAUUCCAACUGUGUUUGGAAUGCAACUCCUACAAGUCCUUUUUUGAGAGAUGAAUCUGCUAUUUAUGGCAGAGACGAUGACAGAAAGAAACUUAAAGAGUUUUUGCUGUUAGAGGAUGGUUGUGAUAGUGGAAGUAAAAUAGGAGUGAUUUCCAUUGUGGGUAUGGGAGGGUUAGGAAAAACAACACUAGCUAAACUCCUUUAUAAUGAUCCUCAUGUGAAGGAGAUGUUUGAAGUCAAAGGAUGGGCACAUAUUCCAAAAGAUUUCAAUGUCGCCACCGUCACUAAAACCAUUCUUGAGUCUGUCACCCUAGAAACAUCUACACAGCAAAGGACAACCAGAGAGGGAAACAGCACAGAAAAGACAACCUUCACUACAACCCGGAAAUAA
This is a messenger RNA of Vicia faba (fava bean), 813 nucleotides long. Lineage: Eukaryota; Viridiplantae; Streptophyta; Magnoliopsida; Fabales; Fabaceae. The record is from the annotation of a GenBank genome assembly.